GGGCCAAAAUUGGGCUUAUUCAUGAAAGUUGUAAAGGCCCAAUGAAACUCGAAGUUGAUCAGAAGGUUGUCGGCGACCAAAUUUCUAAAUCCAAUUUUGGGAGGGAGACGACGGCGGAGGUUGAAAGGGGAAAGAGCAGAAAUGGUGACCGGAGAAGCGUUGAUCGCGUACAGAGCACUGCUCAGGGCAACAAAGAAAUCAUUCGCCGGAGAUACCGAGAUGCUAAAAGCUUCGGCGUCCGAGAUCCGUAAGAAAUUCGAAGAGAAUCGCCUCGUGGCUUCUAACUCCGACAUCACUCGCCUUCUAGAAGAGGCGCGUGAAGCGACGCAGUUCAUUUCCACCAUGAUCGUCCAGGCUAAACUCAACGAACGCGGCGGAUAUGAGAUGAAAGCAAGUCAGGAACACGCGGGAGCUACUUUGGAGCUUCCAUCAGAGGAGAUGCUUCGGAAAAAAUCUGUAUGAGUGUAAGUCUGAAAUUGGAUUACUUCUCCCUUACUCGUUUUGUUUGAUCGGGAAAGGUGGAUCCUUUUUAUGCUUCUCUGUUUGUUUUCUCUUUUCACGGCCAAGUUGAAUCAAUAAGAAGCUCUUUACAUACAUUUUUGGAUGAGAUUCGUCCAUUUCAAAACAAGAAUUACAGAAUUCACUUACAUCCAUGGCUAAUAUUGAUUAUGUUGUAUGUUAGACUGUAGACCUCACUUUUCUACUUUUCUUAGAAGCAUUGUCUUGUCGUAGAGACCCAUCUUUUGUGUCAUUCUCAAAUCUUAGAAGCCUUGUCUUGUCGUAGAGACCCAUCUUUUGUAUCAUUUUCAAAUC
Molecule: messenger RNA, 813 nt
Organism: Arabidopsis thaliana (thale cress)
Lineage: Eukaryota; Viridiplantae; Streptophyta; Magnoliopsida; Brassicales; Brassicaceae
Product: complex 1 family protein / LVR family protein
Exons: 2
Coding region: 142-462 (106 amino acids)
Biological process (GO): protein folding; mitochondrial respiratory chain complex III assembly
Cellular component (GO): mitochondrion; mitochondrial matrix
Source: RefSeq, marked reviewed